AUGGCAACGGCUCCGUUCAUUCACGCGCGCUGUUCUUACUCAUCUCGAAUCUCCAAUUUCAUCAACAAGAGUGGCUCACAUCAAAGCCCUGUUGCAUCUUCCUCUUCUCAUGCUUCUCCCUCCUCUUCUUCUUCGUCUUCCGCGUCCAAUUCCGGUACAAACAGUGGACAGAGACACCAGGGCCUAAGAGCUCAAGCUAUGAGUGCUACCACUAAUGGAAAGCCUAUUUCUAGCAUGGGAAAUUCUAGGAAUGAACCAGAUCAUCUCCUUGUUCUUGUUCAUGGUAUCUUGGCUAGCACUGCGGACUGGACUUAUGCAGAAGCAGAGUUGAAAAGGCGCCUUGGAAAGAACUUUCUAAUUUUUGUAAGUUCAUCAAAUACUUAUACCAAGACGUUUACUGGGAUUGAUGGAGCUGGAAAGCGAUUAGCUGAUGAAGUCUUGCAAGUUGUCAGGAAAACAAAAAGUCUGAAAAGAAUCUCCUUUCUGGCCCACUCUUUAGGAGGCUUGUUUUCUAGAUAUGCAAUUUCUGUCCUCUAUUCACAUGAUACCUAUAAUAGGGACCAACCUGAUGAUCUUGCACACAACAUGGAAGAAAAUUCCCAGAGCACAAGCUUUUCGAAAGGAGGGAUGAUUGCUGGGUUGGAGCCAAUCAAUUUUAUUACUUUAGCUACUCCACAUCUUGGUGUAAGGGGAAAAAGGCAGCUUCCAUUUCUGUUGGGCGUCCCAAUACUAGAAAAGAUUGCUGCACCUAUGGCUCCUUUAUUUGUUGGUCGGACUGGGAGUCAGUUGUUCCUUACUGAUGGUAAACCCAACAGACCGCCUCUUCUGUUGAGAAUGGCUUCUGAUUGUAAAGAUGGAAAGUUUCUAUCUGCACUUGGAGCAUUUAAAUGUCGCAUUAUUUAUGCUAAUGUUUCAUAUGAUCAUAUGGUUGGAUGGCGCACAUCCUCGAUAAGGAGGGAAAUGGAGCUCAGUAAGCCUCCUCGCCAAUCUUUAGAUGGAUACAAGCACGUGGUUGAUGUUGAAUAUUGCCCUCCAGUCCCUUCUGAUGGCCCUCAAUUUUCUCAAGAAGCAAUGAAAGCAAAGGAAGAAGCACAAAAUGCACCUGGUACCCAGAAGACUGUGGAAUACCAUGAAAUCAUCGAAGAGGAGGUCAUACAGGGAUUACAACAGUUGGGAUGGAGAAAAGUUGAUGUCAGCUUCCAUUCAUCAUUCUGGCCUUUCUUUGCUCAUAACAACAUUCAUGUCAAAAAUGAAUGGUUUCACAAUGCUGGUAUAGGAGUAAUUUCCCACGUGGUUGAUAGCUUGAGACAUCAAGAAGCAUCGUCAAUAUUGACUGCUAGCUUGUAA
Molecule: messenger RNA, 1347 nt
Organism: Lathyrus sativus (Indian pea)
Lineage: Eukaryota; Viridiplantae; Streptophyta; Magnoliopsida; Fabales; Fabaceae
Source: the annotation of a GenBank genome assembly